Messenger RNA from Papaver somniferum (opium poppy), 690 nucleotides. RefSeq lists its product as uncharacterized. Bases 1 to 690 code for a protein of 229 amino acids. The transcript has a single exon. Lineage: Eukaryota; Viridiplantae; Streptophyta; Magnoliopsida; Ranunculales; Papaveraceae. The record is from RefSeq and is a predicted model, not a curated record.
AUGAUAUUUGUAGAGUCUUCUGAUUCUUUGCUCACUUCUUUUAUUGAUUCCUUGAAUAAUGAAUUUCCUAUGAAGUAUCUAGGUCCUUUACAUUAUUGCUUAAGCGUUGAAGCUCAUUUUGACUCUUCUGCUAAGAAAAUGCUUCGAACUCAUAAUAAGUAUAUGUUGGACCUGAUCAGGAAACAUAAUAUGAUUGGUUGUAAACCUUGUAAAACUCCAGUUGAUCAAGGGAAAAGAGAUUCUGCUUUUGAUGGUUAUAUUUUGCAGGAUGCUUCUGCUUAUAAAAGUCUUAUUGGUGGUAUGCAGUAUCUGACUCUUAUAAGACCUGACAUUACCGAUGCAGUGCACUAUGUCAGCCAGUUUAUGCAUUGUCCAACAUAUAUUCAUAUUCAUCUUGCAAAAAGAAUUCUUAUUUACCUGAAAGGUUCUCUUGGACAAGGUCUCACUCGUGAUAGUAGUUGGGAUGGUUAUCCUGACACACGAAAAUGUACUUUUGGAUAUUGUGUAUUUGUUAAAGGUAAUUUAGUCUCAUGGGUUUCACGAAACAAUAAACUAUUUCUCGAUCUUCUACUGAAGAUAAAUAUAGGGGUCUUGCAAAUGCUGCUACUGAGAUUUUAUGGCUCUGUUAUUUGUUUGAAGAAAUUUAUGUCAGAUUACCUCUUAUGUGAAAGAUUUCAUGUGACAACUUAG